This is a messenger RNA of Olea europaea var. sylvestris, 1114 nucleotides long. RefSeq names its product plastid division protein PDV2-like. The record is from RefSeq and is a predicted model, not a curated record. The coding region runs from base 168 to 1028 and encodes 286 amino acids. NCBI's taxonomy places the organism in Eukaryota, Viridiplantae, Streptophyta, Magnoliopsida, Lamiales, Oleaceae. Gene Ontology annotation, biological process: chloroplast fission. The transcript is spliced from 2 exons.
AAAGAAAAAAAGAUCAAAUUGUUUUGGCUCUUUUUAGCCUCUGCACAACUGUUGCAAUCAAAUUGUUUUGGCCUUUCUUUGCAGCAACUUUCAAACAUUUCCCUAACCUAUCAAGAUUCAAUUGAAACAAAAAUUACACACACAACAAACACUGAGAGAGGAUUAAGAUGGAUGAAGAUAGAAUAGGGCUAGUGUUGGCAAGAACCUCAGAAUUGAGGUCCAAGAUCAUCAAUUGCAUUCACAAAGCUUCUGCUAAUGUUGAAAAAGGAGUUAAAGAAAAUGAUAACCCGGAUGCAGAAAGUCAGGAAAACGAGGAUGAAGAAACAGAGUGUCUACUCGAUAUUCGAGAUGCCCUUGAAUCCCUUGAAGCUCAACUAUCUUCUUUGCAGGCACUUCAGCAGCAGCAAUGGUAUGAAAAAGAAGCGGCCUUGGCUGAGAUCGAGUACAGCCAGAAAAAGUUACUCAAGGAGCUAAAGGAAUAUGAAGGCACGAACUUGGACGUUAUACAUGAGGCUAUUUCAUUUGCUAGUGAAACAGAGGAAAGCAAUGAUCUCCUCCUUCCUCCAUAUCCAAGACGGCCUUCUCAUUCCCUAGUUUCAGAUAAUGGCCAUCUCUCAUCCUUCCUCUCCACUCACAAGUUUUCUCAAAACGAGUCAAUAAGGGUUAGGCCAAGAGAUAUCUACAAAUCAGAGAGAACCCAGACGCCUAAUGAGUCGAGGAGUCUAUUAAAAGGGGCAAGUGUAUUAGUUGGUACAGCUGCCAAAGCAGCACUGACUAUUAUCGGAGUAAUCUCCAUCUUGAAUCUGGCUGGUUUUGAGCCAAGUGUAAGAAAACGGGGUAAUCAUUUCAGGAUUUUGGACAUAUUUCAACUUCGACGGAACAAUGAUGAGGAUACAGCCGUCAAAUGUCCACCUGGGAAGGUCCCAGUGUUGGAAAAUGGUGAAAUGAGGUGUGUUGUUAAGGAGAGGGUCGAAAUUCCAUUCGAGUCCAGUGUCUCAAUACCAGAUGUGAACUAUGGUUGUGGAUGAAAUGUUAUUUAUGUAUGUCGAACUGCUCUUUUUUUUUUUUAGCGUUAUAAACUUUCUUGAUUACUGUUGAAACUAAGAUUUCUUUA